Molecule: messenger RNA, 215 nt
Organism: Brassica napus (rape)
Lineage: Eukaryota; Viridiplantae; Streptophyta; Magnoliopsida; Brassicales; Brassicaceae
Exons: 1
Coding region: 11-196 (61 amino acids)
Source: RefSeq, a predicted model, not a curated record
AGAAAAGAAGAUGGAUUCAGGGCUAUCGUGGGCUGAUCAAUGGGAUACAAACCCUGACCCUCCUCCCAGUUGUACAAAAGAAGAUGAAGGCAAAAAGAAAACAAAGAAGGACAAAGAUGGAAGCAGAAGAAUCUUCGGGAAAACCAUACUUGGAUUCAAAUGGAUGAAGGAUCUCCGCAAGAAACCUGAAAAGUGAUUAGUUAAUAACCAAAACC